Molecule: messenger RNA, 795 nt
Organism: Aureobasidium namibiae CBS 147.97
Lineage: Eukaryota; Fungi; Ascomycota; Dothideomycetes; Dothideales; Saccotheciaceae
Product: 6-phosphogluconolactonase
Exons: 1
Coding region: 1-795 (264 amino acids)
Biological process (GO): carbohydrate metabolic process; pentose-phosphate shunt
Molecular function (GO): 6-phosphogluconolactonase activity
Source: RefSeq, a predicted model, not a curated record
AUGGGCAAAUCUCCCAACGUCUACGCCUUCCCCGGCGUUGCCGAACUGGCUCCCACUCUGCGCCAGUACGUCCUCACACAACAACAAGCUUCCAUUGAGCGCCACGGUUCUUUCAGAGUCGCCGUCUCAGGAGGCUCCUUGCCCAAGACUCUCGCCCAGGCACUCUUGUCAAAGGGCGACGGCACACCCGCCGACACAGUCGACUUCAACAAGUGGGAAAUCUUCUUUGCCGACGAGCGCUGCGUCCCGCUAGACCACGACGACAGCAACUACAAACUCCUCAAGGACGAGCUGCUGGACAAGAUUGACAAAGAAUCUUUCGGCGAGCCCAAGGUCUACCCCAUUGAGGAAAAGUACCUCCACGAUGCUCAAGAGUGCGCGGAUCAGUAUGAGAAGGUUCUCGUCUCUGUCUUUGCCGCUCGCGACUCUGUCAAGCUCCCUGCCUUCGACUUGCUUCUUCUCGGCUGUGGACCCGACGGUCACACUUGCUCGCUGUUCCCCGAGCACCCUCUGCUGCGCGAGACCGAUGCCUGGGUCCUGAGCAUCUCCGACUCGCCCAAGCCCCCACCAAAGCGCAUUACGCUGAGUUUGCCUGUUGUGCUCCACGGCGCAAAGAUUGCCUUUGUGGCUACCGGUGCUGGCAAGAAGGAUAUCUUCAAGAGCAUCUUUGAGACUGAGGAGGGUCGCGCUUUGCCUUGUGGUCUGGUCAACGAGGGUGCUGGUGAUAAGGUCAGCUGGUUCACCGACAAUGCCGCUCUUGAGGGCGUCAAUGUCCCCCGCAGAGGUAACUUGUAA